AUGUCGGCCUACCUCGAGUCAUCGCACCCGACCCAAGCCUCUUCCACAGCGGGGGCCACGACGUCGUCGACCAAGCGUCGUCGCGUCGAAGGGGACUACGGCUACAUCGCGCCUUCCACCUCGCGCACGGCCGCGAAAGCCGCCGCCGCACACCAAGCGGCCCAAGCCUCGACCUCGACCCCGACCUCGACCUCGUCGUCCCGGGCUCAUGCCCAUGCGAAUACUUCGUCUCAUGCUUCGUCUCAGAAUACGGUCGCUUCGGGCACUCAAUUUCUGAACCCGACGCCGCGUGAACAGGAGAUGAUGGCCGCUGCCAAGGCGCGAUUCGCAGCGCCUACGGUCAGUCUCGGGAUGGAGGCAUACGUCGGGUGCAUGGAUACUGAACUGCCACGUGCUCUUCCUUGACACAGCUAUCACUGGCGUCUUUGCCUCCACCAGCACUGCAACGCUACCUCAGUCGAUGUCAGUCGCCCGUACGCGGGGUCUCGCCCAGCCAGCCUCGCGUGUCAACCCGUGCUGACCUCCCUCCUCCCUCCUGCCCCCGAACGUCAUUCAUCAGACGGCCUGCUCGAAUCCCACGGCUCACUCUCCUACCACCAUGCCGUAUUCCCCGUACCUCCUCUGCCCGUGACCCUCCCUUCGCCUCUCACGGGUCGACAACUGAGCUCGCGGCGCCUGUAUCGACCCGUAACGACCGCGACCGGUGGCGCGAACACGACCGCGAUGGCCGAAGAUCAGCACGGCACGACUUCGACCCCGGCUAAACGACCAAGAUGGCAGGAACCCAAGACGGCCGAGUUCAAGGGUUUGUCCGCGUACGAUGAUCCGGUCGUGGUCACGAAUCGAUUGGCGGCCAAGGCCAAGGAGCAUUGGGAUAAGCGGGAGAGCGUCAAGGAAGGGUUCGUCUCUACCCCAGUACACCAACCUCGGUCGCUGUUGCUGACACUGGUAACUCGCGUGUAUCCUUUUGCAGGGAGACUCUGACCAAUUUUAUGUUUGCGCUCCGUAUGCGAGGUGAGAAUUGGCUCCGUGUAUGCACUUGGGGCGGUGGACGUGGAUAAGGCUGGGCAGGGAGGUAAGAAAAACAUGUCACUGAUCUUGGAUUUAAAUCUCCCGACAGCUCAUACCCUUCGUGCGACCCCACCGGGUUGA
Molecule: messenger RNA, 1152 nt
Organism: Microbotryum saponariae
Lineage: Eukaryota; Fungi; Basidiomycota; Microbotryomycetes; Microbotryales; Microbotryaceae
Source: the annotation of a GenBank genome assembly